UUCAUAAUUAGAGAUGUCAUAUUGUAGAAAUGUUCAUAGAAUGAUUGGAAAUCAUUGGAAGCUAGUAAUUAUUACGUCAAAGGUGGAAGAACUUUACAACAAAGGGCAUAGAAGUACCAGCAAGUUGCAAGGAUCCAGUUUUACGUAAGGCAACAAGACUAUAUAAAUCUAAAGGGUGUAUCUAAGGGGCACACACUCAUCCGGUUCUUAGCUCGAUCAACAUGUUCGCUCUGGUGGGUGCAUUGAUACUGGCAGUAGCUGUGAGUGGAGGUAGCCAACAGAAAGAAAAGCGCGGCAUCUUCUCCAGCGGCCACUAUGGCUCCAGCCUAGGCCACGGAGCGGUUCUUGGAGGCGGCUCAGAGAUAAUAGCCGGAGGUGGCGGCCUCGGUGGUGUCGCUCUGGGUGGUGGUGGAGGCGGCGGCCUCGGUGGUGCCGUUCUGCUUGGGGGUGGUGGCGGCGGCGGUGCAGCCUCAGGUACCAUCAUCCGCCAGGACGUGUUAGUGCACAACAGGGUAGCGGUUCCUGUUCCACAGCCUUUCACCGUUCCAGUCGAUAGGCCAGUACCUGUCGGCGUGCCACAACCAGUAUCCGUACCAGUGGACCAACCAGUACCAGUACCAGUGCCCCAACCUGUAGCUGUACCAGUUUUCAGGAAUGUCGCUGUACGAGUUGAGCGCCCUGUACCAGUCCCGUACCCCCAGCCUGUCCCGUACCCUCAGUCUAUACCAGUUCCCGUUUCAGUUCCUCGUCCAGUGGCAGUUCCUGUUAUUAGAGACGUACUCGUCGCUGUUCCACAACCAGUGGCAAUCUCUCAGCCAGUACUUGUGUCAUCUGGUGGCGGUGGAGGUUUCGAUGGUGGUGCUCUUGGAGGCGGUGCCGGACUUGGAGGCGGCCUCGGCGUUGGUAUCGUAGGUAGAUAUGCUGGUGCUUACGGUUAUGGAGGAUCUAUCAUCGGCCAUGGAAUUAGUGGAGGCUUCUUGAAAUCCAAAUACCAUUAUCAUUAACAAAAAUGACUCAACUGCGAUAACUUCUAGUCCCCUCUACCUGUUGUUCUGAUAUAUUUUAAAUAAGAUUGUCUAUUUUUAUAUUAAUAUAUAUAUAUAUUUUACAAAUAUAUUGAAGUUAAAAAAACGGUG
Molecule: messenger RNA, 1136 nt
Organism: Nezara viridula (southern green stink bug)
Lineage: Eukaryota; Metazoa; Arthropoda; Insecta; Hemiptera; Pentatomidae
Source: the annotation of a GenBank genome assembly